AUGGCAACGAUGGGAAGAAAUGAGAGGAGACGACGAAUCAUGGAGAGAGGAUCAGAUCGAUUGGCUCUCAUCACCGGUGAGCUCAAGAAUCUCGAACGAACAUCCUCAAUGCCGUCGGCUGUCCCUUCGUUAUCCUUCAAUGAACGUUCCGGGGGGCUAGAGAUUGGAUCUGAUGACUCUGGUUCCAAAACACCAACAAAGGAAGCAAUCGUCACCAAGCAGAUUCCGAAGGCGGAGAAACCAGAUUCAUCACAUAUCUCCAGAUCCGUGACGUCUCCAGAUGUUGGUAACUUAACACCGAAGCCACAGACUGCAAUAACAGCAAUAGGGCCAUCAAAUAAAAAACCACCAUCAUCGUCGUCAAAGCCAAAGCAGACAAUUUUUUUCUCUUCCAGGCGCCUGAACGCCUGCAUCAUAGCUUCUGAGGUCACCCGGGCGAAAUGUUCCUUUGUUAUAUCCGUUCUCGUGCUGUUUUUCCACUUUGCACGCUCAUGGAUCAAAAUCGACGAGCUCACCGAGAGAUAUAGGCCUAUAUACUUGAUCGCCUUGACCAGUGUAACGAUUGUGUUGCUUCGGAUGAUCCAGGGGAAGGGAAUGGUCGUAGAAGAUGCACAAGAAGAGAAAGCUGGAGAUAACUCAGAGGAUAAGAGCUGGAGAGACGCGUUCAUGGUGCUGGAACGAGGUCUUACGGCCUACCAAGCAAUUAGAGGCUUGUUCAUCGACUGCAGUAUUUACUUGAUUGUUGUCAUCUGUGGCCUCUCUUUGGCGUAACAGCGUUUGCUGGCCACAAGAAGAAGAAAGCUUUUCCUUUUCUCAGUAUUUUUUUGUGGAACCCUAAAAGGUUACUAAUAUCCAUUGUAAUGAGAUGCUAAAUAAUCCUUUUAAGGACAUCACAUGAACAAGAACAAUACAGGAAAAGAGCAGAAUUAGGUUCAAAGAAACAAACAUGAUUCAUGGAACCUCGUCUACAAUGGACGAGCGGCGAAUCCUCGAUGAACCAUCUUCUCAACCAGCUCUUCAUGCUUCUUCAACUGCCCAGCUUUCCUCAGCUGCUGGAGAACCAUUUCAUAGACGUUCUGACUCGGUUUCAACCCUUUCUCCUCAAUCAUUUCCUUGAAGAACUUGUAAGCAUUGUUCCAAUGCCCCAUCCCACAAUACAUCCCGAUCAAAAUCCGGUACGUAUUAACAUUCGACUCGACUUCACCCUCAUCCAUCUCCUUCUUCAUCUUCAGAACCAUAUCCGUCGACUUCGACUCCACGAACAUCCUCAUUAAGGUAUUGUAGGUCACGGUGUUCGGCCUACAUUUCACCUCCUUCAUCUUAGCAUACAACCUGUGAGCACCAUUCACAUCCCGUAGCUUCGCAAUGCAACCGAAUAAGGUAUUGAAAGUAGAUGCAUUUGUGGUACAACCGCUGCGUAUCAUGGAAUUCAGAACCUUCAUCGCUGCAUCGAGAUUAUCUUCCUUGCAAUGAGUCUCGAUCAGGAAGUUAUACGUAACUGUAUCGGGCUCGCAAUUCAGCUUCCUCAUUUGAUUGUACACCUGCAGAACUUUCUCUGUUCUACCAGCUUUCACAUGUGCUCUCAUUAGAUUGUUGAACGUUACCGAAUUCGGCUGGCACCCAGAAUCGACCAUCUCUGCGAACACAUCAAAAGCUCGUGUGCUCUGCCCACAUCUACAGAGCGAAUCGAUCACGAUGCUGUAAGUGUAGACAUUAGGUUGAAUGCCAGCGGUCUUCAUCUCACUGAACACCCUCUCGGCCUCCGGCAGGUUUCCGGCGCGACACCACCCGUGGAUUAAGUUGGUGUAGAUGAUGACGUCAGGCUCGAAUUUGGACUUCAAACCGUCGAAGAAGGCUUCGGCUUCGGCCGCUCUUCUCUUCUUGCAGAGAUUACUGAUUACAAUCGAGAAGGCGAUUUUGUCAGGCUUGCAGUUGUAAUCCUCCAUUCGAUUGAAAGCGUGAACGGCUUCCGCGGCCAUUCCGGCGCGGAUGUAGCGGCGGAAGAGAAUCGAGAACGUUUCGAUGCUGAUAUCGACGGAUCUCUGUUUCAUUAGAUCGAUUAUGUUCCAAGCAAGGUCGAAUAGCCUUACCUUUCCGGCGAGAUCGACCAUCUCGUUGUAGGGUUCGGGGGAGAGAGGGAAUUCGUCCCGAGCCGUUGCCCAGUUGAAGAAAGCUAGGGUUUGGAGGAGUGGGAUGCCGUGGCGGACGCCACCGCACUUCUCGAUGACCCGCCGGACGAAGGCAGGUGUGAUGGUGUCACCGGAAAGCUGGGAGAAGUCGAGGGAGAGAGAUGGGAUGGUGAAAUUUGGGACGCAGGAUGUAGGGUUUGGAUUCGGGUUGUUGCGGUAGUGGUCUUUGAUUAGGGAAUGGAAUUUGUCGACUGCGGUGGAUUCUUCAGGGGAGAGAGCGGCGGGGACGGGGAACGGUGAUAGAGUUGGUUCUUCGUCAUUGGAGUCCGAUUCUUCAUCGUGGAUGAGAGGCUGUGAGACUUCGGGAGAGGAACAGUAGAAAGAAGUGAGGAAGGGGCGGGAUACGGGGCAAAGUGAGGUGGGGAAACGGAGGCGGGAGUGGAUUGCCGCCAUUGAUAGCGGCGAAGGAGGCUGCUCUGUUUUCUGGUUCGAGGAAGGCAGAGGAACACGGCG
Molecule: messenger RNA, 2642 nt
Organism: Linum tenue
Lineage: Eukaryota; Viridiplantae; Streptophyta; Magnoliopsida; Malpighiales; Linaceae
Source: the annotation of a GenBank genome assembly